Molecule: messenger RNA, 6914 nt
Organism: Xyrauchen texanus (razorback sucker)
Lineage: Eukaryota; Metazoa; Chordata; Actinopteri; Cypriniformes; Catostomidae
Exons: 2
Coding region: 1608-2648 (346 amino acids)
Source: RefSeq, a predicted model, not a curated record
GAGAUUGUAAAUGCGCAGUUAGAAUGCAUUCUCUCUGGUUUUUAUUCAGGGUCUUUAGGAACAAUUCUGUACGGAAUUACAAAAUGCACUGUUAGAAAUAGCAGAGAGAUAGAGAGAGAUGGGAGAGAGGAAUUUAUUUUCAUAGCCAGAAUAAAUGUAUAACAUCACCAGGUUCAGGCAGCCUCUUUCACAGCUCAACAUCAGCAAAAGGGUUUGGGGUUUCUUCUUAAAUUAGAUGGAUGUGCAAUCCUUCAUACUCAGAGUUACUGGAUACCGUUUCACCUUUUUGUUUUUUUAUUUUUUUAUUCUGUAAUACAUUUCCACAGCAUGUUGUGUGCUCAGCUUACCCACAAUUCUCAGAGAACAGUUGGCCAUAGAAACAAACAAACAUUCUAGAACUUCAUCAUCAAUUAUGUCAUGCUUUUAUAUAUAUAUUUAUAUUUAUAUUUUUUUCCUCUUGGUGCUCUUUUUUUUUUGGCCUUUUCUCUUUUUUAAAAAUAGAAGAAACAUGAACACAUUGCUCAUAAAAACAUCUAUCUAUAUUUAUAUAUUUAGUUUUUACAUAUAUACUCUUUUUCUUUAUAUUCUUUUUAUAUUUUAUAAUUCCUGAAGUUGACUUGUUAACCCACGUAGUGGCAUGCACAUUGCACAUGCAAAUCAGCAAUUAAAUACCUCUCUUAAUCGUGGGCAUUUUUUGUCUCAUGAAACUUCCUCUAUGCUUCUAAAUGGUUCAGGUCAAUUGUGUAUGGAUGAAACCGUGGAAGGGUGAUUAUGGGAUGCCGAUGAGAUGGGUUUGUGGGUGUCAUGGUGACAGAGCCCUCCACUCACACCUUCACACACUCAUUUCCCCUGACACAUACGCUACUGCUGACACUUCCUGUCUCGUGAUCCACUUUCGUUCAUAGAGCCACUGAGGGAAGGGAAUUAUUCACGUGAUACUCAUUUCUCCUUAUUUCUUCUCAGAAUGUCACUCGUCCCCUGCUACAUGUUCUCUUAAAGCUGCAGUAUGUAACAUUUUUCAUGUAAUUUCCCCCUUUUUUUGCAAAUGUGUGAACGGCUUGUAGCGCAACUUAAAAAAUGAGCCCUUCCCGGACUUCCUAGGUUGCCUAUUAAAGCUUGUAGACUGAUUUUAAUUGGUUUUGCCGGGAAAAUCCAAAGGAUGUGACGUUUAUGUGCGCUCCCGAGAGCCUCGGUGCUUCUCUUCCGCUAUUCAACAGCGACAACAAACUGCAACACUAGGUAACGUUAUUUUAUAGAUGCAAUCCAGCAAACGUCCCAGCACAACACCGACUCCAACACAAACUCUGAGUCAGCCAAAUUAAUUUAAUAAAUGUAUCUACUGAAUCUUGUCUGGUUAAGCGGGAACGUGAUCGUGGUCGAGCGAAAACUAGAGUGAACAUCGGCAGGGCAUUUGAUUCCUGGAGGGACCUUCGUUAAUUUUUGGGGAUCAAAACUGACCCUGAAUUGGCAUUCUUCUUAUUGGACAGGUAAACUUACAUAACUGCAAAGCAUGUGAAAUAUAGUGUCAUAAGGAUUGAUCGGUGUCAUUUUAGCUAACUUGAUCUUGCCUGCUAACGCUGACGAAUUGCAAGCUACCUUGCUUCACUAUGGAGUGUGUGCACGAGCACGAGCAACAGCUGCAGUUCACUGAACGGCCACAGGUGUCACUAUGGAGUGUGUGCACGAGCGCGAGCAACAGGCUGCAGUUCACUGAACGGCCACAGGUGUCACUAUGGAAUGUGUGCACCAGCGCGAGCAAUAGGCCGCAGUUCACUGAACGGCCACAGGUGUCACUAUGGAGUGUGUGCACGAGCGCGAGCAACAGGCUGCAGUUCACUGAACGGCCACAGGUGUCACUAUGGAGUGUGUGCACGAGCACGAGCAACAGGCUGCAGUUCACUGAACGGCCACAAGUGUCACUAUGGAGUGUGUGCACGAGCGCGAGCAACAGCUGCAGUUCACUGAACGGCCACAGGUGUCACUAUGGAGUGUGUGCACGAGCGCGAGCAACAGGCCGCAGUUCACUGAACGGCCACAGGUGUCACUAUGGAGUGUGUGCACGAGCGCGAGCAACAGGCCGCAGUUCACUGAACGGCCACAGGUGUCACUAUGGAGUGUGUGCACGAGCGCGAGCAAUAGGCUGCAGUUCACUGAACGGCCACAGGUGUCACUAUGGAGUGUGUGCACGAGCGCGAGCAACAGGCUGCAGUUCACUGAACUGCCACAGGUGUCACUAUGGAGUGUGUGCACGAUCGCGAGCCACAGCUGUCACUAUGGAGUGUGUGCACGAGCACGAGAAUAGGCUGCAGUUCACUGAACGGCCACAGGUGUCACUAUGGAGUGUGUGCACGAGCGCGAGCAACAGGCUGCAGUUCACUGAACGGCCACAGGUGUCAUUAUGGAGUGUGUGCACGAGCGCGAGCAAUAGGCUGCAGUUCACUGAACGGCCACAGGUGUCACUAUGGAGUGUGUGCACGAGCGCGAGCAACAGGCUGCAGUUCACUGAACUGCCACAGGUGUCACUAUGGAGUGUGUGCACGAGCGCGAGCAACAGGCCGCAGUUCACUGAACGGCCACAGGUGUCACUAUGGAGUGUGUGCACGAGUGCGAGCAACAGGCCGCAGUUCACUGAACGGCCACAGGUGUGAAUCUUACAUACUGCACCUUUAAUAGAGCGAUUACCUUCUUUUCUGUCACCUGGUGCAAUCAAACGUGUAACAAGCAUGGUUCAUGUUUUAAUUAAUGGUAUUUAUUUUGUCAUUACAGAACAUAUAGUUCACCCAAAAAUAAUUAUUCUCUAAUAAUUUAUCCACCCUCAUGCCGUCUCGAACUUGUGUGACUUUCUCUAUGCUGCAAAACACAAAGAUACACAUAUAUAUAUAUAUAUAUAUUGUCCAUACAAUGCAAGUCAAUGGGGUCCAAAACUUUUAAGCUCCAAAAAGGCAGCAUGAAUAAUCCAUACAACUUUAUGUCUUCUGAAGCGAUUCGAUCAGUUUCGAGUGAGAAACUGAGAAAAAUGUACUAUGUAUUUAAAAAUAAAUUUGCCUAUUAAUUACUGUAAAUUUCGACAUCUUUAGUGCAUGAGGUUAAGUCAUGCACUAAAUAGGGAGCAAGGGAGCAUCCUAUAGCUGUCUUUGCAGUUAAGUGCGUUCACUCCUAAAAUCUGAUUAAAAGUUCAGUUUCAGGCUGCAGAUGAUGUUUGGAUCACACAACAUGUUUGACACACAUGAGACAAUGAUAGAUUUACAAUUUAUAAUGUAUCAUUUUAUUUGAACAUGUCUCUAUACAGCCAAUGAGGACGAUCUGACACAUUAGCGAUUAGCCACCAUAGCUUUUCAUGACACUCCUUGAGGAAUAUUUCCGGAUCUACACAUCAUAUAACGUUGAGUGUGGGCUUGUUUGAUUCAGAGUUGUCUACUGUAAGUUGUGACAUGCAAAUUGUUAUAUCAUGUAUAUUGUUCAUGAAGUAAUAAUCCAAAAUGUGACAAAAAUUUGGUUUAUCUGUUUAUUAUACAUCUGGAUUUCUCACGCUAAUGCUCACUGUAGUUUGGUCUCUGAGUGAAACUAAUUUCCUCGAUGUAUUUUGCUAAUCAAGACCUUUCCAAAGAUAUAUAACACAUGGCUAUGUGAUCUUAUUAAUAUUUUUACUGGGUUGCGAUUGUUUCUGAUCUUCAAGGUUUUGGACCCCAUUCACUUACAUUGUAUGGACAAAAACACCUCACACUGUACAUGCUUCAACAUAUCGUCAUUUGUGUCCUGUAUAAGAAAGAAAGUCAUACGAGUUUGAGACCACGUCCACACGAUGACGUUAGUUUGAUAACUAACGUCAUCGUUUUCCAUUGAAAAUGCAGGAAAACAUCAUUCUAGGGUGAAUAAGUGGCAUAAACGUAGCGAAGUCAAGUGUGGACGUGAUCUUAUUUUUUAUAUAAGAAUAAUCUAUGCUAGAAUAUAUCUGAGACAGCAAUGUGUUUGAAUGGACAACUCAUAACAUGCAAGACUUGAAGUGAGAAAUAGAAACAGAAACAUGGCAAUGCAGAAGAAAGAUGAGGGACACAGACUGUUGCAGGAAGUUUAUAAAUGAUAUAUACAAGAGUUACAGACGAGAAAGAGAGUUAUGACAAAACAAGCACUGAUGACCUAAACAAGUCAAAUAGAGAUGAGUUAGACUGAAGUUCAAACGUGAUGGUGAUGUUUAGACAAGUGACCCUCUUCGCUUCUGCCAAGGCUUCGUAUCUAAGGUCGUAUUACGGUGAUGGGAAAACAUUGUAAGGCACUAAAAAACAACUUGCCUUCAAAUCAGACACAUGCGGACACACUCACAGAGGACCGUCUCGCUGUCGCACAGAUGGGCCUAUCCUAUCUGAUCUUCCGUUGCAUGGGAAAAAUGUCAAUGGCUCCAUGUGAAGGAUGAAAUAUGCCAUGGUAAAUGCUGUGCAGAGAUGGAUUGGCAAACCCAGUGCUAAAUUACUGAAGGUGCACAAUUGGUAAAAGAUAUUUAAAUGACAUUUUUCUUGGCAUGCACAAUGCCUGUGCCGGCCACAGCUGUGGUUCUCACUCUCAUACAUACAGGAAAAAUAAAACUACAUUACCCAUCACCCCCCACCCACUUCACCAGUUCACCCCACACAUUAGCAUGCACACAUGUGUAGUUCUGUUCUGUACAAAGGGACACCACAUGAAGUGGUGUAGCUACUUAGAGGGUGACUUGUUUUGGCAGCACUCAACCAUUGUAGGAAAGCCCUUAUUUAGAGUAAAACAGAAAGCAAAGUAGAGAUACAGAUCGAUCCACUAGGACAUUACGAAACAAAAGACAUGCUCCAGUGUAAGUUGUGUAUCAGUGAUGGUUCACUUGUAAAAGAUUGUUGCAAACAGAAACGAUAUGAGUGAAAAUAAAGCAAAAAGGCAUUGAUGCUGAGAGCAAAAGAGGGUCAGAACCAAACCGAUGAACAAGCAGAGCCAAAGAAUGGUGCACCACUCUUAUAAAAACGCCAAUCUUAUUAAUAUGUCUUGAGCCAAAAUGGGAGCAUCUAUGCUGCAUUUCAGUGUCAUUUCAAGUGUUUUUCGUAAACAAACUGGGGCUAAUAUUAACCAUGCAAAAGGUCUAACUAACAUUCAUGCCUGACAAAAAUGAGCCUUCCUGUCCUUUUGCAAAAGACCUGAGAAAGUAGAACGAUCCCAUCGAUAUUCGAUGCAACAAGCGGGGUGAGACAAAUCAAAAACGGCUGCCAUCCACUUGAAGAAGCAUUGCUAGGAGUGACAGACACCCUGACAACCCUGGUUGUCAUUUCCCUUCAUUACUCUCAGAGUAACUGGGAUCUUCCCCCAUCGUGUAACCGUGCCUCCCUGUCUUUAAAAAGCCCAGUAGACAGCGCAGACAUGGGGACUUGUUAAGGCGUAGUGUGACUUAGUCCAUCACAUUGAGAAAGAGAGAGGGAGAGGGGAAGAGAGGCAGGGGACGGGUUAGUGUGCAACACUAGAACAGAAGGCACUGUGGCUCUGCAGGUUCAUCUGGACCCAUGGGAAUCAAGAGGAGGGUAAAUAGGGGCCAAAUUUCAACAAACACCUAGAAAAAAGUGGUUUCCUCCCUAAAAGUCUUGGAUAUGGGUUGGCAAGGGAACAAAAUGGGAUGAGGACAUCCCAUGUGCUGGGAAUUUUAUCUGACUCUGGGACAGAAUGGAACUAUUCUGAGCUGCUUGUGUCCCAAGACACAAAUAUGAAAUAUAUAUAUGCUCAUCCUCUCUCUUUGCAGCUGCAGUACGGCCAUUUCUAUGUUGAAUAUCAAUUGAAUUUUCGGUAAAAUCUGCUCGGUUUCUUGUAAUUGAAACCUAUUGUAAUGGCAUAUGUUUUGAAAUGAGAGUGAGUCAGCUGGACAGGUUCAAUGACAGUAGGCCACACCCCUGUGAGAUAUACAUAUAUAUAUAUAUAUAUAUCUGUUUCUGGGCUGAUUUGUUGUAUCCUGAGCAGAAGGGGGCAAGGGGUGUCUUAGAUUGAGCAGGCAGCCAAAGACAUACAAGCUGCCCAUGGCAGGAAACAGGAAGGCAGGGUGGAAGAAUCAUUCCCAGUUACUUGGUCAAAGAUGCAUUACCUAAAUUUCACAUCAAAAAUGCCCCAUAAUGGGCUAUGUCGCCUUGUGGGACCAUUCAGCAACUGUAAUAGCGCCCUCUGGCGACUAUAAGUGUACAUGGGAUUGUUUGUCCAUAGUCAAUUCCACGCAACAGCACCACAGAGCGUAAACAACAAAGAGUAAACAACAACAUUCAUCACCCAAAAUACUAACUUGCAUUAGCUCUACAUUAGCUGUGAAAUUAUAAUUCAGGCGGUUAAAAACGGUCAGGGUUAGUUUAGGGAUGAUAUCUCUAUAAAACUGCGCAUAAUUAAUAUGGGAUGAACCCUGAAUUUCAGUGCCAACUUUCCCCUUUUGAAACAUUCAUGAGCUCUGACUCGACCGACUGUUCACUAUUCUCAUCUGAGGUCACAAGUACAUAAACUUCAGGAUGCUAGCGGGACUGCACCCUUAUAGACUUCGAUCAGAGGCAAACAGAACAGAAACAUAAACGCAGGUAAAGGAUGGCCACACCGGACAAAACUCCCCAAAACAAGACGACAAAGUCACAUGGCCACCUCUGUCUUCAUCAGCAUCACCGUCAUCAGUUGCAUUUAAUAUGACUAUUGUUAUUGACAAUAGUAAGGAGAAUUUCUCCCCCUGUUUCUCUCUCUGUUUGCAGCCAUGGCUGACGGAGCACUUUUUAGUGCAAUCCAAGGUAAUAAUAAACAGUGCAGGACAUCAUCUGGGAUCCUCAGAUGCAUAUAAAGUAGAAAAUACCUUCUUUAUCUAGAAAGGUCUUUCAGAAUCUAUAAACUCCAUCUGCACAUUGAAAGAUUGGUAGACAUGGUGAAAGCAACAGAGAGAAAAU